This is a messenger RNA of Talaromyces proteolyticus, 1182 nucleotides long. RefSeq lists its product as uncharacterized. Gene Ontology annotation, cellular component: cytoplasm; membrane. The transcript is spliced from 2 exons. The record is from RefSeq and is a predicted model, not a curated record. Bases 291 to 1013 code for a protein of 240 amino acids. NCBI's taxonomy places the organism in Eukaryota, Fungi, Ascomycota, Eurotiomycetes, Eurotiales, Trichocomaceae.
AGCAUACAUAAUCUUGACAUUUUAUUAAUUAGUCUUGUUACAGCUACAACUUUUACAAGUUCAUUAUAUACACCUUACCAUGUUACUGUAAUUUCAUAAAUCUGCACUGUAUCUUCUGCGUGGAUACGUACACGUCUAGCGGCGGAUGCUCAAGCACCAUCGAUAAACAAGCAAGCAGCUUGGCUCUGGGGAUGGAAUACGUAUCAAUUUCCUAAAUUGUACUUCAAAUCGACCAAAGCGCGACUUAUUGUUGCACUUUUUUCCAGACUUCGAUAAAGGGCAAGACAGGCAUGUGGUCACCUUUAUACGUGACUCUAGUUCAAUCGACAAUCGUCAAUGCCAUUUCCAACAUAUUGGCACAGAUCAUAGAUCAAUGGAAAUCUACUGAACCCUUCAAAUUAAACCUCGCGGCACUCAUUCAAUUCGUCACUUAUUGCAUUAUCAUCGUGCCAAUCAAUUUCUACUGGCAGCGAUGGAUGGAAGCUCAUUAUCCAGGCUUCCCAACUUCACUUAGAAGAUGGUUCUCAUCUUCCUCCUCAUUAUCAUCAUCCUCGACCAAUCCUAGAGCAGUCGACAGUCAGCCCAUCCUAAUCCCCAUGGAGGAACUAGCCGUCAAAGAAAAAAGCAUAGAGAGCGUUCAGUCCUCCUCUCAGUUCUGGCGCUGGACUUCGUCUUCCAGCAGGAAGCCAGCAUCUGCAGCACCUAGUACCAGCAGAAAUAACGGCACGCGGAAUUUCAUCAUCAAGUUCAUGCUCGACCAGACCGUCGGGUCUGUGAUGAAUAUCUGGUUGUUCAUUGUACUCAUCAAUAUCUUGAAAGGGAAUACGUUGGCGUUUACAGCUACACGGGUUCGGGAGGAUAUGCCCGAUAUCAUGAUCGCCAGACUGAAAUACAGACCUGUGGUAGCAAGUCUGAUGUAUACGGUGAUACCGGUUGAUCGACGGGUGGUGUUUGGAAGUGCGUGUGGGGUUAUAUGGAGUAUAUAUUUGAGUCUACAUUCACUUUCGAGAUAAUUAUCCAUGUCACUCUUCGUGUUUUUCUUUCAUACUUUUUUGGGGGCAUUGAUAGGCGUUUGUCUACAUUUUGGUUUUAUUUUUGAUACCAUGGUUGUCUAGCACUGUCUUCAUCUGUGAUGUUUAUGUAUGAUAGAAGUCGAAUUUGAUAACUAAUACAAUCCAUUUU